AUGAGUUUGGUAUCGUCAAUUUCGCCCCUCCCUCCUCUCCUUUUCUGUCCGCCCAUUCAGACGACGCUUUGGCGGCCCGCGCCUUUGAAAUGCCCGUCCAUUCGUGUGCUCGGUAUCGCCACGUCAUUCAGCCAAGAUGUGACGCGUGAAGCUGCCACGCGCAACGCUCGAGGCCUGGUGGGCUCACUGUGUAAAAUUCCUUCUUUUCCUGUGCAUAGCAGCAGGACGCCCAGACGCGCCUGUUGUUCAGGGCGCCACAGCACCGCUCUCAACCGCACCAACCCCAGCAAGUCCCUCCCUUGUGACGGACGCAUGAGAGCGGUCAACUGUCAAGAGCGGUGGCACACGCUGGCAUUCCUUCUAGCCGUGUCAGAGGGAGAUGGCUCACCUGCUACUGGGAUUGCAGCUGACGUGGCAUGCAUCAGCAUUCUAGGACCAGGGCAGGCAUUUGCUUCAGCGGAAGCACUUCUUGGACUCACCAGGUGCUUCACUCCACCACUCCGCACCUCCACUUACUCAUCCCUCUCGUAA
Molecule: messenger RNA, 531 nt
Organism: Closterium sp. Yama58-4
Lineage: Eukaryota; Viridiplantae; Streptophyta; Zygnematophyceae; Desmidiales; Closteriaceae
Source: the annotation of a GenBank genome assembly